AUGGCAGCUCACCUUGAUUCAGCUAAAUCAGCAAUCAAAGAUUCACUAUAUGAUGAAUCUAAACCCUGGUGUAAAUUUUUCGGUUGGGCUGAAGCACAAACAGGAAUCAAUAGACUGAAUUUAUUUAUUGGUUUGGCGGUGUUUCUUGUGUUAUACUUAUUAAUUGGAUAUGGAACCUUGUUGUUAAGUAAUUUGAUUGGCUUUUUAUACCCAGCAUAUGCAUCAAUUAAAGCUGUUGAAUCUAGUGGAAAAGAUGAUGACACAAAAUGGUUGACAUAUUGGGUGGUAUUUUCAUUUAUUACACUUAUUGAAUUACCAGCUGCAAUUUUACUAAGCUGGAUACCAUUUUAUUCUUUAAUCAAAACAAUCUUUUUUGUGUGGUGUUUUAUACCAAUCACCAAUAAUGGUUCUGUGGUUGUAUAUAAUAGAUUUAUACGUCCAUACUUUUUAAAACAUCAAGGAGAUAUUGAUCAAGCAGUAAAUGAUCUUUCCAAAAAAGCUACUGAUGUUGCAUUUGAGAAAUUAGUUACUGCAAAAGUAAAUUAA
Messenger RNA from Macrosiphum euphorbiae (potato aphid), 546 nucleotides. The record is from the annotation of a GenBank genome assembly. Lineage: Eukaryota; Metazoa; Arthropoda; Insecta; Hemiptera; Aphididae.